Diachasmimorpha longicaudata is the source of this 1364-nucleotide messenger RNA. It is a transcript of the gene PCID2, whose product is annotated as PCI domain-containing protein 2. NCBI's taxonomy places the organism in Eukaryota, Metazoa, Arthropoda, Insecta, Hymenoptera, Braconidae. The transcript has 5 exons. Bases 97 to 1275 code for a protein of 392 amino acids. The record is from RefSeq and is a predicted model, not a curated record. Gene Ontology annotation, cellular component: transcription export complex 2. Gene Ontology annotation, molecular function: RNA binding; double-stranded DNA binding. Gene Ontology annotation, biological process: transcription elongation by RNA polymerase II; post-transcriptional tethering of RNA polymerase II gene DNA at nuclear periphery; poly(A)+ mRNA export from nucleus.
AAUCCUCUCUGAUUUGACUCAUGCUUGUAGAUAUCUGCCUCAUUGUCAACAAACAUCAAUUGUGUCCCACCGACUUGUGGCAGUAAUUGAAUUAUCAUGGAUUCUUACAUUAUGCAGUUAAAAAGAGCCUGGUUGAAUAUGGAUGGACUGGCAUUAGCAGAUUUAUUGUCGCUACGUCACAAACACGUAAACAUCCCUCAAUUGAGCACUGAAAGUGCAAUGACGAAAGCAAUGGAGCAUUUGUCAGCUCCCUUCGAGGAUCUCGUUCUUCUCCAUUUGAAAACACUGGCCUCUGCGAAUGGAGAAGACGCACGUGCAGUGUACUACAAUCAGAGUGCAGUGGUCCAGAGCGUAACAAAAAUUCUCCAGUUGCAAAAAGAAGAAAACUGGAUGCUCCCUGUGAUGAACUUGGUCUGUCUGGAGCUGCGAUUAUUGGCAGUUCAGGCUGAAAACUUGAAGAAUAAAAACACAAAGCCUGGCGAAGUCCUCGAGAAGUGUGCAGAGUGCCUGAUGGGAUGUUUCAGAGUAUGUGCAGCUGAUAACAGAAGCGCAGAGGAAGAUACGAAACGAUGGGGAAUGCUCUCUCUCGUUAAUCAACUCUUAAAAGUCUAUUUUAGAAUCAAUAAAUUGCACCUGUGUAAACCCCUCAUCAGGGCUAUCGACUCUUCGGUUUAUAAGGAUCACUUCCCAUUGGCUCAGAGGAUUACGUAUAAAUUCUUCGUUGGGAGGAAAGCCAUGUUCGAUAGUGAUUAUAAAUCAGCUGACGAAUAUCUCACGUAUGCCUUUGAACACUGUCACAAAGCCUCUUCAAAGAAUAAACGUCUAAUUCUCACAUACCUAGUCCCUGUUAAAAUGCUCCUCGGGUACAUGCCAAAGCAGGCUCUCCUCGAAAAAUACCGCCUCAUGGAGUUCUGGGAACUGGUCGAGGCAGUCAAACGAGGAGAUCUGCGAAAAUUGGAAACAGUGAUGACUAAGCACGAGAGUUUUUUCAUUGGAGCUGGAAUUUACCUCAUAGUGGAGAAGUUAAAACUCCUGGCUUAUCGAAAUUUAUUCAAGAAAGUUUGGCUAGCAAUGAAUACUCAUCAAAUUCCGGUGCAAAAUUUGUUGACUGCCCUUCAGAUGUAUGGAGUCGAAGACAUUGAUAUGGACGAGACUGAAUGCCUAGUUGCGAAUUUAAUUUACGAAGGAAAGAUCAAAGGAUACAUCUCGCAUCAGCACAAAAAGUUAGUUAUUUCUAAGCAAAAUCCUUUCCCAAAUCUUUCUUCGAUAUUAUGAGAUUCUUUUAUGUCAAUUGCUGAACUUAAUGAUCAAUAAAUCAAUUAUUUAUAUCUUUGAAAUAAAUAUCUAUAUUUGUACCCUUAGAA